AUGAGGAAGAACAGGAAAACGAAACGAAAGGCAGAAGUAAAGGUGAAAGGGACGUCAAUCCAAAAUGAACGAGCGAGCGGAAUCGGUACAGAGCACCAAGGGAAAGAACAAACAAGCCAGUUUGGGCAGCUUACUCCGUACAAAGGGAAGGUGCCGAUGGGAAAACUGGAGAUCAAAGGGAAGGAGUAUGGGAAGGGGGAAGGGAUGCAGGUCGACGGAAUGCACGUCAGUUUCCCUCCUAUGCGGGCCAGACGGCAAGAGCACAGGGAUGGCUGGCCGAGAGGAAUCAGCCGUGGGGAAGGUGUUGGUGGCCACGCUUGCCCGUUGAAGCUGUGCGAGGUCCAGGUAUCUUUGGCCCGUUUCGACCCUGCCUGGGCCCUGAAGAGCACUAACUUACCACGAUUGAUACGCUGA
Molecule: messenger RNA, 414 nt
Organism: Sporothrix schenckii 1099-18
Lineage: Eukaryota; Fungi; Ascomycota; Sordariomycetes; Ophiostomatales; Ophiostomataceae
Exons: 1
Coding region: 1-414 (137 amino acids)
Source: RefSeq, a predicted model, not a curated record